Messenger RNA from Cryptococcus amylolentus CBS 6039, 1656 nucleotides. RefSeq lists its product as hypothetical. The coding region runs from base 16 to 933 and encodes 305 amino acids. Lineage: Eukaryota; Fungi; Basidiomycota; Tremellomycetes; Tremellales; Cryptococcaceae. Gene Ontology annotation, cellular component: ribosome; mitochondrial small ribosomal subunit. The record is from RefSeq and is a predicted model, not a curated record. Gene Ontology annotation, molecular function: structural constituent of ribosome. Gene Ontology annotation, biological process: translation. The transcript has 4 exons.
CAUAGACCGGCCACAAUGAGCAUUCCCGCCGCCACAGCCCUCAGAACACUCCGCUCAGCUGCGCCCUCCAGAGCAGCUCGCACUUUCGUCUCGACAACCGCCGUCCUCCAAGAAUACAGCGUUCAAAAGGGGACUGUGUUCCCCGGAGAGACCCAAGAAGAAGCAUGGAAGCGAAACCUCGGAGAGGCUCGUGAAUGGCGUCGGCGCAAAGAGCAAACAAAAUCUACUAUCCCCCUCUUCAUCCCCAAAACCUCCACCCCUCCUCCUCAGGCCCGACCAUCCCUCACGCCACAUGAAGCUACCCUCUCCACUCUCCUCGCUUCUGGUGCCGCCCUCGGACACGCGGCAAACAUCACCUCCCACGCGUAUAUGCCUUAUAUCUACGGCAAGCGUGCAGGUCUGUCGGUGAUUGAUCUGGACCAGACGCUGCCAAUCCUGAGGAGGACGGCGGCCCUCGUGCGAGAUGUUGUGAAGCAGGAUGGCAUCAUCCUGAUAGUAGGAACGAGAGCAGGACAUUCGAAGAUGAUCCACAAGGCAAAGGAAAGGCUCGAAGAUAAUGGUUACGCCGUCAACAGCUGGAUGCCUGGUGUCUUGACAAACUCGGAAACAUUCUUUGGAAUGCAGCCCCUCCUCAACAAGUCUUACAAACCCGACCUUGUCAUCUUCCUCAACCCCUCUGAAAACACUCCUGCCAUCCGAGAAUGCACAUCUCGUAAUAUCCCUACCGUUGGUAUCGUAGACACCGACACCGACCCCAGACUGGUCACCUACCCCAUCCCGGCUAAUAUGGAGAGUCUCCGAACCGCCGAGCUCAUCAUUUCUACUCUGAGCAUCGCUGGCCAAGAAGGGCGUCGGCUGAGGUUGAAGGAGGCUGAGAAGCGGGCCCGCAAGGCUGCUAGGACGAACAGAGGGCCUAGGGAGAGGCAAUCAUAAAAGGAAUGAGGAAGUGCUAUGCUACUCGAGAAGCUUUCGAAAGUAUGCAUAUCCCAUCGACUAACAAAUUGCUGCUCUACGUCUGGCGCCUUUCGGUCAAGAUUCAUCCGAACCUCUACUCAGUCCCAUUCGUGUUAGCAUCGGUGGCUUGCGAGGCUACCCUUUCGCCUCCCUGGUGGUCCGGCUCUGAAAUUCCGGUAGCGGCAUCAUCUUCUCCAGAGUCAGCUUCAGCACUUGAACCUCCCAUGACUUGCCUCGUUGCUCGUUACCGCCCAGUCGGUGCCCUGGUCCCGCAAAGUUGUUGUGAGCAGCUGUGCUGCGCCUGCUGCGAGACGUCCCUCCAGCAGAGUUGUUGAAGGAGGUAGUCCCAGGAGCAGUAGAGUAUGCUUCAUCUCCUGGACAGGUUCAUUGAACAGCGUUAGUUCCUUCUCGUGCAGGUGGUGGUGGAUGCUGACCAUCUGCUGUCUGGCCCAAACGGCGCCCGGGAUCGCCGGACGCAUUCCUGGAAGAUGGGCUUGCUAAACAAUUCAACGUCAGCUGAUAUGGGUGCAUCUACAUACAAGAUCACCGAACUUUGGGGGAAUCGCGAGAAUCCAGACCCUUCUGUACCUCCUGCGCUGUUACCGGAAUAGCUCAUGAUGGUGUCGCUGGUUGGUAGAUCUAGUAGUAGUGACGGGUGCAAUACUGCGACUGAUUGUAUAUCUUGUGUGGUAGAGUUGUGUG